AUGGCUAAUUAAGUUCAUAGUUUUAAUGUUGGAGAAGAUUACACUGUGCCUCAGUGGAGUGCAAAGUCUCCUUAUAAAUAUUUUUUUGAAGUAAUUAAGAAUGGAGUGCCAAUUGAAGAAAAAGAUAUCUCUUAUAAGCCAUUCUUGCUUUUAGGAAAGUAUUAAGAUUUAUGCGAUUUCGUCUUAGAACAUCCGACUAUAUCAAGAAAGCAUGCAAUUGUAUAGCAUAAAGCAAAUGGUGAGAUUUUUAUCUAUGAUUUAGGCAGUUCGCAUGGAACAUUUGUGAAUAAUAAAAGGCUUCCUAGCAAGAUUUAUCACAAAUUACAUCCUUUUGAUUCCAUAAGGUUUGCUAGUUCUACAAGAAUAUACAUUUUAAGGUGCAUAUAGCUGGAAGAAUAAGAAUAAUAAGAGGAUUAAUAGCAAUAAGAAAAUGAAGAGAAAACUAAUUAGGAAUUAAAACCAGAAGAAGGAUAAAAAGAAUCAUUAAUGAAGGAUGAAAGGAUAAGAACUCCUAAAGAACUUAAAGAAUUUUAUUUGAAUUUGAGAGAUAAUGAUCCAUAUUAUAAGUAGCAGAACAAAAAGCAUAAACUCACAGGUGGCCCUACUGAUUAAAAUAAGAAUGACAGUGAAAACGAUGGUGGUAUUACUUGGGGUAUUGGCGAUGAAUAAGAAGUUUAUGAUUAUUAAGAUGAAAGUCAGAUAGCAUUAAUACCAGAUUUACUUAAAAGACUGCCAAAUUUAAAUGAAAAAUAAGUAGAAAAAAUAGAGAAAUAUGAAGAAAGGUUAAAUAAAUAUAGAAAUGCAGAGUAGGAAUUGGAAGAAUUAGUAUCUAAAGAAAGAAAAGAAUAUGGCUUGGAAGAAAAAUUAAAAGUAAAAAAGGAAAAAUUAUAAGCUAAAAUGCUUGAAUUAUAAUCAAGUCUAGAUCAAGCUGAAGCAAAUGUGAGACAUUCGUUAUUUAAUGAAACCGAAGAUACUGAUGAAUAAAAAAAAAAAAGGACAUUUUCUAAGUUUGAGGAAAGUAGAUUAUUUGAUGAUGAAGAUGAUGAUUUUUUCGAUAGAACAAAAGCCAGUAAAAAAGUAUAAAUUGAUCAUGAUGAGAGAAAGAAAUUAAUCAUGAGCAAAAUAGAAAAUACUACUGAGAAUUUCUGGGGACUUAAAAAAAAGUUAGAAAAGUUAAUUACUGAGAGAUAUGAAUACAACAAAUAGGUUUUGGAUCUAAACAGCGAUAACAUUAAAAAGAGAGAUAAUUAAGAAGGAGAUGAUGAUGAGGAUGAGUUAGAAGCAUACAUGAAAAAAACUAACGAAACUUUGUUGAAGGAAAACAGAGAAAAGCUUUUCUCUAAAAUUAGAGAGCUUAAUAACGAAAUAGAUUUGAUAUCUGACAUGCUUAAGUAUAUUAAACCUGACACUGAAAUAGACUAUGAAUAAUUUGAAAAAGGAUUGGAAAAGCAAAUUUUUGGUAAUCACGAUGAUGAAGAUGAUGAAGAGGAUGAAGGGUUAGUUAAAAAGAAUUCAAUAUUGAAAGAAGAAAAAAAAUAGAAGCAACAAGAUAAAGUUAGCAUAGAGUUAGCAAAACUUAGAGAACUAAAGCAAAAAAAAAUAGAGUAAUAGAAAAUAUUAGAAGGAGAAAAUAAAGAGGCUAGCGAAGAAGAUGUCAUUAAAGCAUAUGAAUAGAAACUUAAAUAGUAGUCCAAAUAUGAUAAAAGUGAAGAAAUGGAAGAACUGUAGAAAUAUAAUGAAGAGUUUGGAGCAGAUGGAGAGGAUGCUCCUACUUUAGUUGGUACAAAUUAAAAUAAAAAAAUUUAUUAAGUAGCUUAAAAGCCUCAAAGUAGAAACCUAAAAGCAAAUAAAGAGCAAGAAGCAUGUGUAGAUUUAACAUACAUGCAAACCAUGGAAGAAUAUAAUGAAAUUUAUAAUGAACAUAUGAGCAAAAAAUUUGGCUAUUGA
This is a messenger RNA of Tetrahymena thermophila SB210, 1947 nucleotides long. Its product is annotated as FHA domain protein. The transcript is spliced from 5 exons. The record is from RefSeq and is a predicted model, not a curated record. NCBI's taxonomy places the organism in Eukaryota, Ciliophora, Oligohymenophorea, Hymenostomatida, Tetrahymenidae. Gene Ontology annotation, molecular function: protein binding; mRNA binding.